Messenger RNA from Macadamia integrifolia, 555 nucleotides. Its product is annotated as putative disease resistance protein RGA3. Gene Ontology annotation, molecular function: ADP binding. Bases 1 to 555 code for a protein of 184 amino acids. Gene Ontology annotation, biological process: defense response to other organism. The record is from RefSeq and is a predicted model, not a curated record. Lineage: Eukaryota; Viridiplantae; Streptophyta; Magnoliopsida; Proteales; Proteaceae. The transcript has a single exon.
AUGGUCACGACACGAAAUGAGAAGGUUGCUAUCAUGAUGGGCAGCACAAAAUAUGCCCACAGAUUAGGAGUAUUGUCUGAUGAAAAUUGUUGGUCGUUGUUGAGACAUUAUUCCUUCGAUGGAAGGCAAGAAAAAGAGAGUGAGAAAUUAAAAGAAAUUGGCAUGGAAAUAUCAAAAAAGUGUAAUGGAUUACCUCUUUCAGCAAAGACUCUUGGAAGUUUGUUGCGUUUCAAAGAGUCAAAACAGGAGUGGCAAUAUAUAUUGCAAAAUGAUAUAUGGAAGGUUGUAUCAACCCUUGAUGAACCAGUCUUGCCGGCUCUGUUACUAAGCUAUAAUGAUUUGCCCUCUCAUUUGAAGCAAUGCUUUGCAUAUUGUUCUCUCUUCCCAAGAGCUUAUUUGAUUAGCAAAUAUGCCAUAAUCAGACACUGGAUGGCACAAGGCUUUCUUGGUGAUCAUUUGGCAGCCAAAUGUGAGGAUUUGAUUGCAGUGGGUGAAGAAUACUUCAACCAUUUGGUCAUGCGUUCAUUUUUUCAGAAAGAUGUCACAAACUCAUGA